AUGAACUUCAUCAUCAUUACCUUCCUUAUCAUCCAAAACUAUGCCUUUUCAACCUCAAGUUCAAGCAAUUCAUACCAAUACGAACGUCCUCAAAGCACUUAUUAUCAAUCUAAUAAAUAUUUCGAUCAUACUAGAGGUAUUGAUGAAAACUUCUAAAGUUAAAUUAUAACUUUGAAUGUUGAAAUUAAAUGGAGAACACAAAGUAUUCCUUCCUGUCACCCUGAUAUUAUAUUUUCGUUAUAAGAUUCAAUCGAAAUCUUAGUAUUAAGUUUCAAUCAAAAUGCUCUUAGGUAUGAUGCUACCAGAUUGACUAUUAAGUAAUUUUAGUAAUAAGCCAAAGAUAUUUAUGAAAGUACAGUGUGGGCAAGCCUCAAAAAGUAAUUAUUUAUUUAAAGAAAGACCAUUAUCUGUUUUGAAGGUGCUAUUGAUUGCAGAUAGAGUUGUUUAGCAAGAUUACAAAAAUUUCAUCGAUAAAUGUGAAGAGAGUGCUAGAUAUUUUAUAGAUUAAUUAAAAUAAUGA
Messenger RNA from Paramecium octaurelia, 520 nucleotides. The record is from the annotation of a GenBank genome assembly. Lineage: Eukaryota; Ciliophora; Oligohymenophorea; Peniculida; Parameciidae.